AUGGGGGACCAGUGCACCCUCCGCUUGAUGCGGGAGCUUCGACUCUUGCAGAAUGGUGACUCUCUUGCCAUGACGGUGCACUACAAUGAGCGCGACAUCUGCGACAUCUGGGCCUUGAUGAUUGGCUCACCCGGCACCCCCUACGCCUAUGGUUUCUACCAAUUCGCGAUCAAAAUCCCUCCCGAAUACCCCGCCAAGCCACCGAGAGUCUCCAUCAAAACCACAAAUCGUGGCCAGACUAGAUUCGGGCCGAAUCUUUACGCCAGCGGAAAGGUUUGCCUGUCUAUUCUUGGAACAUGGCCUGGAAAAUCUGGCGAGCAAUGGUCACCCGCACAAGGAUUGGAGUCAGCAUUACUGUCAAUCCAGAGCCUGCUCUCCACAGAUCCUUACUACAACGAGCCGGGAUUCGAAAAAGCCAAACUCGAAUCCGAAGACAAACACGUCCAAGAUUACAAUUCAAAAAUCUGCCACGAAAACUUACGACUCACAGUGAUCGACCCACUGGAAAGAAUACUGAAGCUGAGUGAAGAAUUCGGACCAGAAGCGAGUUCGUCGACUCUCACUUGGCACCAAGGAGUAGUUGAUGACUACAUGAAGCAGCGAUUCAUAUGGUACCUAGAACAAUACAAGCAAACGAUCGAAGAACAAAGCCAGCAUAUUUCGAUCCAAAAGCGAGACAAGGUGGAAUUCCCAUUAACCCGAUUCGAGAGUGGAGGGAACGAGAUGAGAGGCCACUGGGACUACCAAGACCUUCGGAAACGCCUCAACACCCUGGAGACGAGGCUGAUGGAGGAAACCUUCCUAUGGCCUGCGGAAGGAGUUGAUCUGGUUGCCAAAGAUGCUGGUAUUGCAGUCAACCUUCGUGGACAGCAUGGCCAGAUUGUGCCUCAAAUACACCGCAUCACGGAGUCGAUGGCUGAGCUGGAGAUGGUUAACGACAACCCUUUUCUAUGGCGACUGACGUACUUCGGCCGACCAAUGACCAGGUUCGAUGGUGGAGUUUUGCGGAUCAAGAUCUACAUCAGUCCUCGCCAUCCGGUCGAGCAGCCACGGGUGUUCUUUGAGACUCCAAUAUUCCACAUCCGUGUUUCGCCCAAGGGUGCUUUGAUCUAUCUCCCGGCACGUGCGGAAGAAAUGUCGCGCCAUAUCGAAGGAAUCAUCACCACUCUAGAAGAUGAAUCACCGCCAUACAACCCCCUUAUGACUGUGAAUCCAGAAGCGACUAGGCUUUAUUGGGGUUCUAAGGAAGAGCAGAGGCUCUACAAUCGAAAGCUUCGUGCUAGCAUUUCGGAGGCUACGGAGUGGGCAAUACAUAUCCCCUUUUUGAAUCAUGUCAGCUAA
Messenger RNA from Penicillium manginii, 1341 nucleotides. RefSeq lists its product as uncharacterized. Gene Ontology annotation, molecular function: cysteine-type endopeptidase inhibitor activity; ubiquitin conjugating enzyme activity. Gene Ontology annotation, cellular component: nucleus. The transcript has 8 exons. Bases 1 to 1341 code for a protein of 446 amino acids. Gene Ontology annotation, biological process: negative regulation of apoptotic process. Lineage: Eukaryota; Fungi; Ascomycota; Eurotiomycetes; Eurotiales; Aspergillaceae. The record is from RefSeq and is a predicted model, not a curated record.